Molecule: messenger RNA, 1593 nt
Organism: Prorocentrum cordatum
Lineage: Eukaryota; Dinophyceae; Prorocentrales; Prorocentraceae
Source: the annotation of a GenBank genome assembly
AUGGCGGCCCUGUGGUUGCUGGCGCUGUGUGCCCCCGCGGCUCGGGGCAUCGCCCUGGGCUCCGGGGCCUCGCGGAAGGACGCCCACGGGAUCGAGGGCGCCAGCGCCGAGAAGCGCGCCGCGGCCCUGGCGGCGCGCGUGUCGCAGUACGAGCAGGCCAUCGAGUACCGCGCCAACCUGUCCAAGGGGCCCCUGCUCGUGCCGCCGCACGUGUCGAUGCCCGCCGCCGGCCGCCCCAGCCUCCUGCAGGAGGCGGGGGCGUUCCAGCCCUCGGCGGAGUUCGAGAGCGAGGGCGGGGCCGCGCAGGAGUCGGCGCUGCCCUGGGGCGUCGGGACGCCCCGCACCGGCGACUCGUGGCCCGUCCACGAGUACUCUGCCAUGCAUAUGCUCGACGUCCCCCACUGGGUCGAGUACAGCCUGGAGACCGGGGACAACAUCCAGACCUUCAGCAACGCUUGGCAGGACGUCAAGCUCAUCACGCAGGUGCUCGAGAACGUCACCAACGGCUUCUACCUGGACACCCACGGCGGGGAUGGCGAGACGCACAGCUACACGCUCCUGCUCGAGCUCACUGGCUGGCGCGGCCUCAUCCUGGAGCCGCAAGUCUACGAGUUCGCGACGCUGUGGGGCAAGAUGCGGAAGGCGUGGAUUUUCCUUGGGUGCCUGUCUCCAACUGGAAACGCCACGAAACUUGGCUUCGACACCGCUGGCGUACUCGACAUGGAGAGCGGUCACCAGAUCCACGCCUACAACUUGCCCACCUUCAUGGAAGAGCUGGGCGGUCGCAAGACCAUUGAUUUCUGGGCCGUCCACAACGGUCACUAUGAGGCUGAGGUUCUGAACGAGACAUUUUUUUAUUCCGGGAAAAACAUCGAGUUCGGGGUCGUAUUGGUUCGCUUCGAUGGUCGUCGGUCUGGUCGUGGCCACCAGUGGUUCGCUCAGCACAGAUCCAAGGACGAAACCGAAGAGCUCAUUUUUGAAAUCAUGCACAACGCCUCCUUCAACUACAUCGGUGGCUUGGACGCGUAUUGGAUCAACUACGUCGAGCCGCGCUUCCAUUACAAUGACCAUGUGUGGGUGAACCCAGCGUACUUCGAGAAGCGCGGCCUUCCAGUCCCGACGUGGUGCAAGUCGGCGCCCCCGCCCGCUCUGAGGUACCCCCGCCCAGGCCACCGCGACGUCCCCGGACUGGACAACCUUGGACAGUGGACAGGAUCGGGAGGUUCCCCGGGGCCGCACGUGUAUGGACAUGCGACCGACAAGACGGCGGGGGCCAUCCCGUUCGGAUACGGAACCCCUGGAAUCCCGUAUGGACCGUCCUCCCGCAACCCCUUCGGCAUCGACCAUCAGGAGUACGACGACCCGGCGUACAUGUCCUUAGGGGGUAGCAACCCGACGAUCCCGGGGCCUGAGGGAGGAGGGGGGACUUGGGACCCCCGCUGGAAGUGGGACGCGGGCUACACCUACGAGGAGGAGACCAGCAAGAUGAUAGCGUACAUCAACAAGGCGAAGGAGGACGCGGCGGCCACGGAGCCCGUGGCCAAGGCUCACCGCGUGUCCUACACCCGGCUGACGUCGGUGGAGGGCCGCUGA